Hemicordylus capensis (graceful crag lizard) is the source of this 3976-nucleotide messenger RNA. RefSeq names its product vestigial like family member 4 (gene VGLL4). The record is from RefSeq and is a predicted model, not a curated record. NCBI's taxonomy places the organism in Eukaryota, Metazoa, Chordata, Lepidosauria, Squamata, Cordylidae. The coding region runs from base 394 to 1278 and encodes 294 amino acids. Gene Ontology annotation, biological process: negative regulation of DNA-templated transcription. The transcript has 5 exons. Gene Ontology annotation, molecular function: transcription coactivator binding.
UACAUAGGAGUCAUACCAAGCAUAGCCUGCAUGUCAGUGCAGUUAACUUGCAGCGGGCUGUGAGGAGAAUUAGCAUGUCUUUGUCCUAGGAAAUCUUUGCUGUUCCAUCUCCCCCCCACCCCCAAUUUGGAGCCUUCUGUCAGCAAUUUUGAUUAUAAUUGGGGACACAAUACACUUUAGUCUCUGUCUCCAGUUCUAAAGCCCUUGAAGGGGACUUUUUCUUCCCUCCCCCACUUUUUUUCCAACUCGCUUUUAAUAUACUUUGUUUUGAUUAGUCGGAGGCUGGGCCUUGAGCUUGCAGAACACGGAAAGGAGCCAGGAGCUACUCAACAGCAUUUGCCGCGUUUUGUGGGGCAAAAGCAAGCAAGCUGGUCUUCUUUGCUAGCCCACUAAAUGCUAUUUAUGAAGAUGGACCUGUUGAACUACCAGUACUUGGACAAGAUGAACAACAAUAUUGGCAUUCUCUGCCAAUAUGAAGGUGAAGCUGCUCUAAGAGGGGAGCCCAGGAUGCAGACCCUCCCGAUAUCCUCUGCUAUAACCAACCAUAGGACAGGGCCUCCCCCUAUCAAGAGGAAAUUCAGCAUGGACCAAGGAGAUGAUGAUCUAGACUGUGAAAAUGAACAUGUCUCUAAAAUGAGUCGAAUGUUCAGUCCCCAUCUAAUGAAGACGGCCAAUGGGGAUUACCGAAAAGAGCACAGAGAAAGAAGUCGGAGUCCAAUAGAACGGGCCGCUGCACCAACAAUGAGCCUCCAUGCUAAUCACAUGUAUGCCUCAAUCCCAAGCUUAACCAUGGAUCAACCUCUAGCACUGACCAAAAACAGCAUGGACGCUACCCGCUCUGUAAGCAUCACUCCCACAAUGAUGUCGGUGGAACGGCAGCAGAACCGUCCAUCCGUAAUCACGUGUGCCUCUGCGAGCAAUCGUAACUGCAAUCUCUCUCAUUGUCCGAUUGCGCACAGUGGAUGUGGCACUGCCAUGCCAUCCAGUUACCGGAGACCAUCUAGCACUACCAAUGCUUGUGAUCCAGUGGUAGAAGAGCACUUCCGCAGAAGCCUUGGGAAGAAUUACAAGGAGCCAGAGCCAGUGACAAACUCUGUAUCCAUCACAGGAUCCGUUGAUGACCACUUUGCCAAAGCACUUGGAGAUACAUGGCUUCAGAUUAAAGCUGCGAAGGAUGGAGUGUCGAGCAGUCCCGAAUCUGCCUCCAGGAGGGGCCAGUCAUCUUCUCCUUCCUCCCAUAUGGUCAACCAUAAUCAUUCACCUUCUGUAGUCUCAUGAAGAGAGGACCAGAGUUUCUUCAUCCAACGUGAAUUUGCAUGGUUUGACUGAGCUUGGAACAGGGCUCAAAACAAAAUAGUGUUUGGGAGGAAGGGCUCUGAGAGGUGAUUUGUGUUCAACACACAUUUUGUGUACUUGCUUGCUUUUUAUACGAGUUUCCCCAUAAAAGAUAGCAGGAACUAUUUGAUUAAAAACAAAUUCUAUGAUGUAGCACUCCCCCCCGCCCCGGCCUCAGUUACCAAAGAAACCUCUGAUGCAAAUCUGCUGCCCCUUUUCUAAAAAAAACACAGAAGCAAGUUAAUGGGCAAAAAAGAAAAAAAGCCAUUCUGUACAGUUGGUUGACCCAAAUACUGUGUGCUUUGAUUAGCUUCUUGAGACUAGAAUUUGCCUGGGUUUUGCUUCCAUUGCUUUCUUCUCCCUUUGUGAAGUAACUUUGUAUGUAUAUACUUGAAAAGAACUGUCAUGUAUGAUUUGCACUAUUGGAGGAGGUCUAGAGUUGCAUAGCAACUUCAUGCACGAUGCUUAUAUUUGGAGAGCAAACUGCUUGGAAAAAAUAGUCUAAAGAUGAUGUUUCUAUGUCGCUUUAAAGCAAGAAAGCAGCAUUGCUUAGGAAGGGGAAGUCUCAUACAGGUUAUAGGUCUUUCUUUAGAUUCAGGUGCUUAGUGCUUGCAACUGGACUGCAUAAUUGACUGAUCAUGGGCAUUUACAUUUUUCUUAACACUGCAGUUUGUUAGAAUAGAGCUGAGGCCAGAGGGUUCAAUAGUGCUUAAAGAUGCAUGUUUUAUGGAAAAAAUAGCUGGUAUCUAUUAAUGUAUAGACAGUAAGAAACAUAGUACUUAUUAGCCUUUGUUGAGAACUAGUUUUAUUUUAUUUUUUUCUUCAGUAACAGUCAUAGAUAGACUUACUGCUGGUACAGUUGUACUCUGAUAUUUGUAUUUGAUAUUCACUUUAGUAGCAGCCAGCAACCAUGGACAGCCUCAGAUGAGGCCUCAAAUGAAGCAGUUUAUACUAUACAGGAUGCUCUAGUUGCAUUUGUUACCGAAUAAGCAAUUUACAUCUGCGGCAUCAUCUACUUAAUAAAAAUCUGAUGUCUAAAAUUUUAGAAGCUAACUUCAAUUAGUUGCAGAAAAUGCUUUUUAAAUAUUUUGUCUGAACAACAGAUUGUGAAAUGCAGUCUUUAGUUUCUGAGGCUGUUUGUAAACCUAGGCCAAGGCACCAUACAUUCCUCCAUUUAAAAAAAAAAAAAAAGGUUUAUAGCGGUGUUACUUGCAUUUAUUUCAUUGCUAUAUUAAUAGCCACUAACUAGCUAAUAGAGGCAGGCAUAAAGAGCAGGCUUGUGUUAGUAGUCAUGAGCUUCUUGGCUUUUUGUUAAACGCAGCAAAUCGCCCACUCCUUGUCCCCACCCUACACAUUCCACCAUUCCCCAGUACAAUUACAUCUCAGGCUGGUUAUGAUGGGCUACCUGACAAGACUGGCUCCAUUAAGAGAGAGAGAGAGAGGGUAGUUAAAAGACAGAACUACAUGUGAUGUAUUCUGGACUGUGUUACAGUAUCGGGUCCAUAUUGGCUUUGACAUUUUAGAAUAAAAAUGUUAAGCUAUUUAAUCUGAAAAGGAAAAAAAGGCACAAGGUAGAAAAGACCAGAAGAUUUACCUUUUUGUGUUUUGUUUGUUUUGCAUGCUGAGUGUGGCUGCCUAACUUUAAAAGCAGGAAAAAGAUAACAGAAGCUCCUCCCUCAUCACACAUCUCACUACCAUCGUACUGGGUAGUCAGUGCUCAAGCUGCUUUGGCACCCAGCACCCUACUCCCUAUAAGAAAAUUGCAGAAAAACACACACACUUUUUUAUAUAGGUAACUUUAAGACCAUCAUUACGCUGUGCGUAAAGAAUGUACAGAGAAAUUUGUAGGUAUUUUUUGAGGAACAAUUAAUUUGUUAAUGAUAUGUAGUUAUUUAAUUUUUCCCUUUCCUUUAUUGUAAUCAUUCUUUUUUUUUUUUUGGUCUGGAGAAAAAAAGUUGAUCUUUUUUUGUUGUAGAUGUGUCUGUAAUACAGUAAAAAGUGCAGGAACACAGUUAUUCUAUGAGAACACUGCAUUAGCAAUUAAUAGCCACUAGUGUGUUAUUGCUACAGGCUACUGAGCGGUCUAACAGGAAAGUACUAAUGGCUGUAGAUGGACUCUGUGGGAUCUGUAACUCCUUUGACAUUUCUUUUAAGCACAAUAUUAUAAAGUCAAGUUUACUUAUCUGUGAUAAGUAAACAGAUUUGUGGGGGAGGUUAAGAUUGGCACCUUGGUCCUAACCAUACAAUACUUGGAAGUAAAUUGUAUUGAUUUUAGUGGAACAAACUUCAAAGUAGGUGUGUUUAGGAUUAUAAAUUCAGUGUGGUGUGUCCCAUGUUAUAAUCAUUAGGGGGGAAAUACUCCAUGGGGAAAAUAAUUCUUUGUGAAAGUGAAAGCCAAAGGGGUUAGGGUGGGAGGAGGAGGAAGGGUCUUAACCUCACUGUUAGUUGAAGUUUUAUCACAGAGCCAUGGUAUCUACAGUUCAGCUUGAACAAUGCUCUCCAUUCUUUGUAAAUCUGUAAUAUAUCAUUCUUUUGUGGCCUUGUUUCACCUGGAGAUUUUUAAAAAAGGUUUGGCAGGCCAUCUUUUUUUUUGUACUUAAAAGUAGCCUUAAUGAACAAUAAAGUGCUCUUAAAUCUCUCA